This is a messenger RNA of Siniperca chuatsi (mandarin fish), 2465 nucleotides long. It is a transcript of the gene tfa, whose product is annotated as transferrin-a. The record is from RefSeq and is a predicted model, not a curated record. Gene Ontology annotation, cellular component: early endosome; plasma membrane; recycling endosome. The transcript is spliced from 17 exons. Bases 82 to 2160 code for a protein of 692 amino acids. Gene Ontology annotation, biological process: antibacterial humoral response; iron ion transport. Lineage: Eukaryota; Metazoa; Chordata; Actinopteri; Centrarchiformes; Sinipercidae.
CUCAGUCAGAGGUUUGCUAUAAAAGCCCGAGCCUCGUCCCGGACACUCUGCUCUGCUGACCUGGAGACCCCGCCGUCCAACAUGACGACUCUCCUCCUCGUGGCGCUGCUCGGAUGCCUCGCCAGCGUGUUCGCGGCCCCCGCUGAAAAGGUGAAAUGGUGCGUCAAGUCAGACCAAGAAUACGGGAAAUGUCUGGACCUCGUAGCCAAAGCGCCCGCGUUCUCCUGCGUGAAGAAAGAAAACACCAUCGACUGCAUCAUUGCAAUUAAGGCUGGUGAAGCAGAUGCCAUCACUUUGGAUGGAGGGGACAUCUACACUGCUGGACUAAACAACUAUGACCUGCAUCCCAUUAUUGCAGAGGAUUACGGCACCUCUUCGGAGACCUGUUACUACGCUGUUGCUGUGGUGAAGAAGGGCACUGGAUUUGGCUUCAAAGACCUCCAGGGGAAGAAAUCCUGCCACACUGGGUUGGGGAAAUCUGCAGGCUGGAACAUUCCCAUAGGAACUCUGCUGUCCAUGGGUUUGAUUCAGUGGUCAGGCAUUGAGGACAGCCCUGUGGAGGAGGCGGUGAGCAACUUCUUCAUGGCCAGCUGUGCCCCGGGGGCAACAAGGGGCAGUAAACUGUGUGAGCUGUGCAAGGGAGACUGCUCCAGGUCCCACAAGGAGCCUUACUAUGACUACGCCGGAGCCUUCCAGUGUCUGGUGGAGGACGCUGGAGAAGUGGCUUUUGUGAAGCAUCUCACUGUACCUGACUCCGAAAAGGCCAACUACGAGCUGCUGUGCAAGGAUAACACCAGAGCACCUAUCGACAGCUAUAAAACCUGCCACCUGGCCAAAGUACCAGCUCAUGCUGUUGUCACCCGCAAGGACCCACAGCUGGCCGAAUUAAUCUGGACAAACCUCAAUUCAGUGCAGGACUUUAAUCUCUUCUCCUCUGAAGCCUAUGCACCUGCCAAAAACCUGAUGUUCAAGGACUCAACGGUAAAGCUGGUGCAGCUGCCCGCAAACACAGAUUCCUUCCUGUAUUUGGGUGCUGAAUACAUGAGCAUUGUCCGUUCCCUUAAGAAAGAGCAGACCACAAGCACUUCAUCCACUGCCAUUAAAUGGUGCGCUGUGGGCCACGCUGAGACCGCCAAGUGUGACAUGUGGAGCAUCAACAGUGUGGGUGAUGACGGCACCUCCUCCAUUGAAUGCCAGAAUGCCCCCACAGUUGACGAGUGCCUGAAAAAGAUUAUGCGUAAAGAAGCUGAUGCAAUGGCUGUGGAUGGAGGACAGGUGUACACAGCUGGCAAGUGUGGUCUGGUUCCUGCUAUGGUGGAGCAGUAUGCUGAAGAUCAAUGCACCGCCAAUGGAGGUGUAGCCUCCUCUUACUAUGCUGUUGCUGUGGUGAAGAAGGGUUCAGGGGUGACCUGGGAAAACCUGAAGGGCAAGAAGUCUUGCCACACAGGUGUUGGCAGAACUGCUGGCUGGAACAUCCCCAUGGGUCACAUCCACAAACUUACUAAUGACUGUGACUUCACUAAGUUCUUCAGUAGCGGCUGUGCCCCCGGAUCAGAUCCCAGCUCUCCAUUCUGUGCUCAGUGUGCCGGCAGUGGCAAAGCUGUGGGAGACGAGUCAAAGUGCAAAGCCAGUGCUGAUGAGCAGUACUACGGCUACGCUGGAGCCUUUAGAUGUCUGGUUGAGGGUGCUGGCGAUGUUGCCUUCAUCAAACACACAAUCGUUCCAGAAAACAGUGAUGGCAAAGGUCCAACAUGGGCUAGUGAAGUGAAUUCUGCUGAGUACGAGCUGAUCUGCCACGGGAAGGAUCCAGUGCCAGUCACUGAAUACUUGUCUUGUCACCUGGCUAAAGUGCCCGCACACGCUGUGGUCACUCGUCCAGAGAUCCACGGCGAGGUGAUCCGCAUUCUCCAGGACCAGCAGGCCAAGUUUGGUACCACUGGCAGUGAUUCCACAUUCAAACUGUUCCAGUCAGAUGCAGGAAAGAACCUCCUCUUCAAGGACUCCACUAAGUGUCUCCAGGAGAUUCAAGCUGGAACAACAUAUGACCAGUUUUUGGGAACAGAUUACAUAAAUGCCAUGAAUUCACUCAGACAGUGCAGUGCAACUACUCCAGAUCUGGAGAAAUCUUGCACUUUCCAUUCCUGUCAGCAAAAAAACUAGUGCCGACAAUGGACCAUGUGGCGCCUCAUUCGGCCCUCAGUGAUUCGAGCAACUUACUCGACCCAAAAAUUGCAUUAUCUAUUUUCUUACUGAUCUUGUUGUAGACCUGUUUUUAGUAGUACAACCAACAAACAGAUACAUUUCACUUCCACAACCUUCAAACCAACUAUUCUGUGACCAAUCACGUCCACGUGUAGCUAUUUUCAUGCUGUUGAAACGUAAUGUUACAUCACCUGUGUUACUGGAUCCACUAUGUUUUGUUAACACGUGCCUGACUUUUCUCAAAUAAAGCCUUUUUAAUGCUC